AUGGCUACUCUUCAAGUCCCUGCAUCUGUUCCUUCCCCUGAAGAGGAUGCUGAGCAGCUUAAAAAAGCUUUCACUGGAUUGGGCACAGAUGAGGGAGCUAUAAUCACCAUAUUGGCACAUAGGAAUGGAGCCCAACGGAAUUUGAUUCGCGAAGCAUAUGUUGCAGCUUAUGGAGAAGAUCUUCUCAAGGACUUGGAGAAAGAAAUAUCGGGCGAUUUUCUGCGUGCGGUCAGCCUUUGGACAUUGGAUCAAGCCGAGCGAGAUGCAAAGCUGGCAAAUGAGGCUACAAAGAUGUUCACUUCGAGCAAUAUUGUUAUCAUGGAAAUUGCUUGCACUAGAUCAUCAUAUGACCUGUUUAAGGUAAGGCAGGUGUAUCAUGCCCGUUACAUGAAAUCGCUCGAGGAAGAUGUUGCACAUCACACAUCUGGCGACUUUCGCAAGCUGUUGGUUCCUCUUGUGACUGCCUUCCGGUAUGAAGGAGAAGAGGUGAACAUGAUGCUGGCACAUUCAGAGGCUAAAUUGCUUCACGAGAAGAUAUGCGACAAAGCCUAUGCCGACGAAGAGCUUAUCCGAGUCCUAACUACGAGGAGCAAAGCACAGCUCAAUGCCACACUCAACCAUUACAAUGAUCUUGUUGGAAAUGCCAUAACUAAGGAUUUAAAAGCUGACCUGGACAACAAGUAUCUCACCUUCUUGAGGGCAACUAUAAAAUGCCUGACAUGCCCCGAGAGAUACUACGAGAAAACACUACGACUAGCCAUAAAGGGUCUCGGCACGGACGAAAAUGCCCUCACCCGUGUGAUCGUGACCCAAGCCGAAGUCAACUUGCAGCGUAUUAAAGAAGAAUACCACAGGCGCAACAGUGUGCCCCUUGAGCACGCGAUUUCGGGGGACACUUCUGGAGAUUAUGAGAAGUUCCUGCUUGCCUUAAUCGGAUAA
Messenger RNA from Striga hermonthica, 939 nucleotides. The record is from the annotation of a GenBank genome assembly. NCBI's taxonomy places the organism in Eukaryota, Viridiplantae, Streptophyta, Magnoliopsida, Lamiales, Orobanchaceae.